Messenger RNA from Mauremys reevesii (Reeves's turtle), 1221 nucleotides. RefSeq names its product butyrophilin subfamily 1 member A1-like. The record is from RefSeq and is a predicted model, not a curated record. Lineage: Eukaryota; Metazoa; Chordata; Testudines; Geoemydidae. Gene Ontology annotation, molecular function: protein binding. The transcript has 4 exons. Bases 1 to 636 code for a protein of 211 amino acids.
AUGUUUUUUCUGUUUUCUUCCCUACAUUUAGACACUGAAAAGCGUUUUAAAGCAGAACUGGAAAAACUAAGAACUGAAAUAGAUUGGAGAAGGGCUCGCAACAAUGCAGAUGACAUCAUUCUUGAUGCAGACACAGCCCACCCCAACAUCUCCAUUUCUGGGGAUAAGAAGAUUUUGAAACAUGAAGCCCAACCUCAGAAAGUUCGAGAAAAGCCAGAGAGGUUUGAUUCGACUGUCUGUGUGUUGGGCUCUGAAGGAUUCUCCUCUGGAAAGCACUACUGGGAGGUAGAUGUUGGGAGCAGCACUGACUGGGACCUGGGAGUGGCCAGAAAAUCCAUAAAGAGAAAAGGAAAACUUUCCCUGUCUGCUAAAGAGGGAUUCUGGGCUCUGGGUGUGAGUGGGAAAGAUUAUUGGGCAAAAACAGACCCAUGGACCCGGGUCCUGGUGCAGAAAAAGCUCAAGAAAAUUGGAGUUUACCUUAAUUACCAAGAUGGGCAAGUGACUUUUUUCAAUGUAACUGACAUGUCUGUGUUGUUCACAUUUAAUGAUUGUUCAUUCUCAAGUGCUGUUUAUCCAUUCUUUAAAAAUUCCCACAAAGAAACAAUAAUGAGAAUUUGUUCUAUAAAAGAAGACUGAUCAUUUUAAAAUGUUGUGAGAACUACAGAGUAAGUCCAUGAACCACUAGGUAACCACCACUAGGAAAUCUCAUUGAUAACUUUAUUCUUUGUCCCCCAGGACCUUGAUGUCUGGGAAGGAAAUAUUUGAACCACUCCAUUGUCCAGUUGUACAUAAUCUAUUAUCAAAACUAAGUAAUGGAGAAAAGGGAAGACAAAAUAAUAAUAAAAAAUAUAAAUCAAACAAAAAUAAAAUAAGUAAAUGUAAAUAUAAAAUUGUCGUAUCAUUUCAAUUAUCAGCGUAACUAAAUAAAAACAAUAUCAAGUAACUCCUCUAUAUACUCUAACAAGCUGAGGUGAUGGCAGUCCAUUUACCUAUCAGCCAAAGCUACUUGAACUUUGUCUCAGUUAGGUCUAAUCUUGUACUCCAGGCUGGUACAAAGGGGAGAAAAACAAACCAAAAGCUAAAGCUGAUGUAUGAGACACAGUUUAAAUGCCAACAAUGAGCUGCCUCCAAGAUUUCAGUGGUUAAAUGAUAGUAAUACUAAUAUGGUCACAUGGAAUCUUCCUAAUAAUUCAGGAUAAGGGAAAUAUUUAUAUUUAACAA